Molecule: messenger RNA, 1032 nt
Organism: Annulohypoxylon truncatum
Lineage: Eukaryota; Fungi; Ascomycota; Sordariomycetes; Xylariales; Hypoxylaceae
Exons: 4
Coding region: 1-1032 (343 amino acids)
Source: RefSeq, a predicted model, not a curated record
AUGGAUGCGGUACAGUUACGACGACGAUAUCUCGAUGUCAACAUCGCCAAUGGCUCUCUGGACCGAACUAUCGGCGCCAUCGUCCCUUGUAUGGUGCUGGCCUUCAUAGCACUGGCGAUGCGUCUCGCUUCUAGGCGUAUCAAAGGGUCGAAAUUCAUCAUAAGCGAUUAUCUCGCCAUUGGUGGAUUCAUCUGCGCAUGGGCUGUAGGUCUGAUAGUAAUAGAGGAGGCAAGAAUAGGAGAGAUUCAACCCGUGACAAUCUCCAACCGGCGCAAGGUCCUCAAGAUCAGUUUCGCCUCGGGGAUGUUCUACGGCACCGGCUUUUCUCUAAUUAAGUUGUCCAUUAUAAUGCUAUAUCGGCAGCUAUUUCCUACGCGGUUCAUUCGUGUUAGUACCGCGAUACUGUCUUUCUGCGUCGUUGGGUGGGGUAUCGGUCUCGUAGUUGCAACUAUCUUCACUUGUCAGCCUAUCCACGGCUUCUGGGACGUCGAUAUACCAUCCAAGUGUAUUAAUACGAAAUGGUUCUGCGUCGGUAACGGCAUACCUAAUAUGAUUACCGAUGUUUGCUUGUUAGGCCUACCUGACUCGUUACUCGAAGAAUACAUGCUAAUCCUCUUCGUCGAAGUGCGCGAGGUAUGGCGUCUUCAGCUUAGUUGGCGUUCCAAAGCUGCCAUCAGUAGCCUUUUUAUCUUGGGUGGUUUCGUUAUAGUCGCAAGUGGUCUACGCAUUGGUUCCAUGCUGGUCACCGAGUCCAGCAGUCUGACUUGGACCUAUGUCGAUGUCAGCGUUUGGGCAAGCAUUGAGAUAAACGUUGCUGUCAUGUGUUGCUGCUUUCCCACUGUUCGGCCAGUUCUUGCUUGGCUUCUGCCCAACUUUCUUAAACGCAGAAAGCCGCCAGUCGAGAUGGUACAACCUGAGUACAAACCAAAACCCCUACGUAUCAGACGCACUACGGAAUUUGAUCUCAAGAUCCCUGAAACCGAAGAUAGUUUUACCCCUUUGCAGAGUGUGGUAACCCGGUCGGAGUCAUGA